GAGGUGGCGGGGAAGCCAUUCGACGAAGCCUCGAAGGAAGGGGUGCUCAAGCUCCUCAAGUAUGUCGGAGGAACCAACGACAAGGGGGUUGGAAUGGGCAUGACUGCUCUUUUUUUUGCUGAAGAUGGCUCCUUACAGCAGAAAGUGAAGGUCUCUCUGCGGAUCCCAAGCCAGUUUCAAGCCAACCCUCCUUGUCCUAGUGAUGAAAGCAUUAAGAUUGAAGAGAGACAGGGGAUGACCAUUUAUUCCACGCAGUUUGGUGGCUAUGCCAAAGAGGUGGAUUAUGUGAACUAUGCUGCCAAGCUGAAGUCUGCUCUGGGGAGUGAGGCUGCAUACCGCAAGGAUUUCUACUUCUGCAAUGGUUACGACCCCCCCAUGAAGCCUUAUGGGCGACGCAAUGAGGUCUGGUUUGUGAAAGAGUGAGCAUCUGGCUCCCAGUGGUGCUGGCUUGCACUGAUAGCCUCUCCACACUAUGUCCUAGUCCUCUUCAAAAUAAACUAACAAUUUGGCAGAGACAGAAAACCAUCCUUGUCCUCCCUCCACACCUAUGCUUUGGUCUUUUACAAACCAACCAUUUUAGAAGGACACUGCAGAGCUCUCUGACGAUCCUGCUCCUUCGUUCUGGACCAAGACCUCAACGACACAGGCUCUCAUGAUCUCUCGGUGGCUUGCUUUUAUCUCCCUCAUGCUCUCAGAGUUCAAUGCUGAGACAGCCAAAGUACUUAAUUAGCAAGACUGGUGCCUGACAGUAGUCACGUCCAAGUGCUGUCAGACUAUUAGUCUCAUCUG
This is a messenger RNA of Fulmarus glacialis (Northern fulmar), 789 nucleotides long. RefSeq names its product heme-binding protein 1-like. The record is from RefSeq and is a predicted model, not a curated record. Lineage: Eukaryota; Metazoa; Chordata; Aves; Procellariiformes; Procellariidae.